AUGAGUGUGUUCAAGCAGGAAGCCUGCACUCCCGUGGUGAAGCUGCAGUUGGAGCUGCCUGUAGCACUCGCUCACGAAAUGCAGAGCAAAGGGCGAUGCUCUUUCGACGCGCAAGGCCGGUUUGCCACCUUCGAGCAGGCGUUGGCAGGCGAGGCGAAGCAAUCGGCUUCACCUCGCGAGCGCGAUAUUCGGCGCGUGAAGCCAUCCUAUCGAUCACCCAGAGACUCCGACCGCUACCCUCCGUUUGCGAUCGCGGCAGCAAAAGGAGCCGUGGCUGCCAGACUCGCGUUGGCGACUCAAGCCGCACAGCUGAACUCGUCCGCCACUCGCACACCGUACCGAGCUCCGAGCGACCACGACUUCCGAGAGCCUACGUCGCCGAUCAAAUGGGUUCCGCAGGCGAAAGGCCGAGAUUUCCAGGCCAAGUUUGUGCUGCCCAGUAACCAGGACAUCCGACGACGCACUGCUCGAGACCAAGACGGAUUCUUCGGCGCUGCUCCAGGAGAAGACGUUCUGUCCCUGCCGCUCUCACCUCCAUUCCGACAGCAGUUGCUGCAGCAGGAGCAGCUUCAACUGGCGAUCAAGGCGCAAACCUCUCGCUCGCCGCCAAAAUCGUCUCCGUCGAAGCCAGAAUUCACCUCGCGGGUCACGCACACAUCCCGCAAGAGCGCCAACAAGGCGCUGCGCCUGGAGAUCAUCCUAGACCAGGAAGGGCUUCUGCCUCAGCUUCAGGAGAUCCGGCAGCACAGGUAUCGCGACGAGGCUACAACCGCCGCUCCAUUCCUUGCAAGCUUUCGUCCGGCAUCACCGCUGCAGCCGAUGUCCCCGAGCUGA
Phytophthora sojae is the source of this 834-nucleotide messenger RNA. RefSeq lists its product as hypothetical. The coding region runs from base 1 to 834 and encodes 277 amino acids. NCBI's taxonomy places the organism in Eukaryota, Oomycota, Peronosporomycetes, Peronosporales, Peronosporaceae. The record is from RefSeq and is a predicted model, not a curated record. The transcript is spliced from 2 exons.